Messenger RNA from Fonsecaea nubica, 1389 nucleotides. RefSeq lists its product as hypothetical. Gene Ontology annotation, molecular function: oxidoreductase activity. NCBI's taxonomy places the organism in Eukaryota, Fungi, Ascomycota, Eurotiomycetes, Chaetothyriales, Herpotrichiellaceae. The record is from RefSeq and is a predicted model, not a curated record. The transcript has 4 exons. The coding region runs from base 1 to 1389 and encodes 462 amino acids.
AUGGCUUCGAGGGAAGAUGGCUCAUCUGCGACGGCUAGUGCCGUCCGUAGCGCUCAUGCCGCGUAUGCAAUUCAAACCACCACUUCCAGCUGGAACUGGAGGCAGCGGCAGAUGUAUGGGGGGACACAACGACAGUACGAGCAGGAACUCGCGCUGGUCCUUGAGGAUAUCGCAAGGCACUAUGUUUACCUGUCCAAGAUCUCCUUUCCCCUGGAAUCUCUGCCCGGUCCACAACGAGGACUGAAACAGCAAUUUCUUCCCGUGGGAGUCUCGAUGGUCGUGGUGGAUAGUGCCAAUCCGAUCCGAUUCGUUUUCAGCACCCUUGCUACCAACAUCGCCGUGGGCAACACGGUCGUCGUUGCCAAUGGCUUCUCUCAGAAGUCGACGGCCUUCUGGAUGACUCUCAAGAGGGAAGCGCCCAAAUAUCUCGACUCUGCUGCCAUUCACAUCCUCGAGAAAUUCGAGGACGAUGUAACCGCGCUCCGAGAUGCCGACUUGAUAACCAUUUUCGCCGACGAUGCCGAACCAUAUCACGAAAUACUGAACCGGCCCAACACCAAUGCCCGCUUCGUCAAAACGACACCCGGUGCAAGCCUGGCCGUCGUGGACGAAGGGCCCAAAUCCCACGACGACAUCGCGAAGCAGGUCCUCGACAGCUUCAGCUUCAGAGGUAUCAGACCCGAGGCCGUCAAUGCAGUUUUCCUUCGACAAGACGAGAUCGCGCGGUUUCAGCAGAGUUUCAACGACAUAUCCGCUGGCACAGGGGUGGGGGUGGCCGACAAGAAGUCCGCCUCUGCAGAAUUCCAUCUGAACGGCUCUGGCCCUUUCUCCCCUGGUGUCUUCCGGGUCGACCUUGACACAUUAAUCCGCUCGGAUACGAGGCCACGAGGCUUGCAAGCUGCCCUCGACCAGGGUCGUCGAGCUGGCGUCCUGCUGGUCGUUGUCUACCGGACCAUCGACCACAUUAUAGAUGCCUUGCGCAAACUUCCGACGAAACCAGCGUUCCUGGCGCUCCUCGCGCCCUACAGCAAAGCCAACUCGGACUAUUUUGAGAAAUGGACAACAAGCGACGUCUACUCUCUGGGCUCUGUUACCACAGUCACCCCUCAUUAUUCUUCCUCCCAGCCGUCCGACGUCGUGUUCCCGCCCGAGCUCUUUGCAACAUCACGAGUCUCGAUGACCAUACCGACCGCAAAACCUCCAGCUGUGCUGGACGAAGUGGUGCAACGAGUUUCCAGCAUCGUAAAGAAGCCUGGAGAGGCCCCGAAUCAGACCGACGACUUCUUCAUCUACAUGGCCCGGCAGGCGAGGCGAGUCGGAAUGCUGUGUGCGGCGACACUUGGUGUCACUGGAGCAUAUUUCUUGUACGUGAGAAGACUGUCAAAGUAA